Molecule: messenger RNA, 1638 nt
Organism: Coniosporium apollinis CBS 100218
Lineage: Eukaryota; Fungi; Ascomycota; Dothideomycetes
Exons: 4
Coding region: 1-1638 (545 amino acids)
Biological process (GO): mRNA processing; nuclear-transcribed mRNA poly(A) tail shortening
Cellular component (GO): P-body; PAN complex
Molecular function (GO): poly(A) binding
Source: RefSeq, a predicted model, not a curated record
AUGGAGACCGACGCAGAGAACACGUCAGAGGCACAGCCCAACGUUACUCUGUGCUCUAAUGCUCUUACGACGGACAUUGAUGAGCCUGUCUCUGACAACAUACAGGCAGAUCCCAGUGUAACAGCUCCGGUUCUUAACCCGUACAGCUCAUACAACAGCUCAUCGACAAGCCUCGCAGCUGCCGGUCAGCAGGCGAACCCAUAUGCGCAAGACGCGUCCAGUAUCAGUGGCACUGCCUAUUACCAGAACGCCAAUGCCUUGGCUCAACCUCCACAGUACCAUCUCUACUUUCCUCUUGGCCCCUAUCGGGAGAACUUACUAGCUUAUCAGAAGAUUGCUCACAACUUCUUCAUUCCGGAUGACUUGAGAGAAGAGUUGCAGCGAAAGGCCGAGGCCGCUCGCCAGGUCCUUCCGAAUUCAGCGCUGCCGGAAGUCGAGCACUAUCACACCCUGGUCCCUCUGGACACCAACAACCAGAGAAACGUAACGCUCUUUGGAUACCCGAGUUGGGUCUACAAAGCCGUUUCAAGCAAGGAUGGCAAGACAUACAUCCUUCGGAGACUCGAAAAUUACCGCUUGACGAAUGAGAAAGCCAUACGCUCGGUGCAAUCUUGGAAACGCAUCAACAACGGCGGUGUUGUCAAGAUCCACGACGCCUUUACCACCCGAGCUUUCGGAGACAGCUCACUCAUUUUCGUAACUGACUACUUCCCGCGUUCCAAAACGCUGGCGCAGGAGCAUCUAAACUACACACCAAGCUACAACCGUGGCCGACCAAUGACAAAUCAGAUCCCAGAAGCGACUCUCUGGGGCUACAUUACACAAAUCGCGUCCGCUCUCAAAGCCAUCCAUAGCAAUGGGCUAGCAGCGCGAGUCAUCAAUCUCAGCAAAGUCAUAGUCACAUCAAAGAACCGCGUCCGCCUGAACGGCUGUGCGAUCCUGGAUGUGACCCAGCACGAUAUACCUCGGCCACUCCAAGAACUCCAAGCCGAGGAUCUCACUCAGCUCGGCCGCCUUAUUCUCUGCUUGGCAAACAAUAACCAGAACGCAACCCUCAACAUUCAGAAGAGCCUCGAGCAUGUCGGCCGCACCUGCUCCCUCCAGCUCAAAGACUGCGUGACUUGGCUGCUUACAGCCGCACCGGCCGCACCCACCACCUUACAAAGCCCUGGUGGAACCAAUGCAACACCCGAGAAGACCAUCGACACCUUCCUCCAGGCUAUCACAACGCAGAUCAUAAACACCUUCGACAACACCCUCCACGCCAACGACAUCAUCGCCAGCGCCCUCGCCCUCGAGCUCGAAAACGGGCGGCUCUUCCGCAUCGUCUCGAAGCUCAACUUCAUCACCGAGCGUCCCGAGUUCGACCACAACCCGCUGUGGGCGGAGACUGGGGAGCGCUACUACCUCAAGCUGUUCCGGGACUUUCUGUACCACAGCGUGGAUGCCCAAGGCAAGCCUGUCACGGAUCUGGGACAUGUGAUUGCGGCGCUGAAUAAGGUGGAUGCGGGAAGCGAGGAGAAAUGCAUGUUGGUUAGUAGGGACGAGCAGAAUGUUCUGAUGGUAAGUUAUAGGGAUGUGAAGAGGAUGGUAGAGAGUUGCUUUCUGGAGCUGGUGAAAGGGGGUGCGAGGAGGUAG